AUGUUCAAGAAGGCCAGCUUCUUCAGUUAUGGCGGUAUUCAGCUCCUGAGUCCGUCCAUCACGACUCUGCCACCCACUCGCGCGAGCUUCGGUGCUUCAUGCCCUGGACUCUGGACAUCCCGGUCCAAUCGAGGUUAUGCCACAGCGUCGGAUACCUCGGAUCAGCCAUAUUCCUGGCCCUCGAGCUCGUCCUUCACUCCAUAUGAAGUCCUCAACCUCCAUCGCAACGCCCCAUACUCCAAAGCUCGGUACUAUGAUCUGGUAAAGAUCUACCAUCCAGAUCGGCCAUGUGACGAGCACCCUCUCUGUCGAAAUAUUACUCCCGAAGCUCGUCUACAACGGUAUCAUAUUGUGGUCACCGCACAUGAAAUACUCUCCGAUCCGACCAGACGAGCUGCCUACGAUCAAACGGGAGCCGGAUGGAACCACAAUCCUAAACGGUAUAACACCGUAGCCGAUGCAUCAGCCGAUUGGGGACCCUAUGGGCCUACUAUCUAUGCAAAUGCGACGUGGGAAGACUGGGAACGAUGGAAUAAUCGCCAUCAAGGGAAACAGCAACACGUUGUUGACCAACGUACCUUUACCCGGCUCGUCAUUCUGCUCGUUCUGUUCGGCGGUGCCGUACAAGCUUCCUGGAUUGGACAAUUGAAUUCAGGAUAUGAGCAGCGUUUGCGCGAGGUAAGCGAGGAUUCGAUGCGGUUCUUGACUGGCCGUCGACAGCACACGGUCGCUCAGAUGCCGCACAAUGACGCUCGAGUGCAGAGUUUCCUCAUUCGUAGAGAUCCGACCGGCUCGGGUCUGAAGGAAGAAGAAGAGGCUGUUUAUCAAAAAGAACUGCAUCCUCUCCGUGGAGUGCCCGAUGUUCAACAAGCGCGAGAUCGCCUGAGCAGCCCGGAGACUGUGGGGGCUGCACCACUAGUUCAUGCCGAGAGAUCAGAGGAUCUUUCCCCACAACCUUGA
Messenger RNA from Penicillium cataractarum, 960 nucleotides. Its product is annotated as J domain-containing protein. The transcript has a single exon. The record is from RefSeq and is a predicted model, not a curated record. The coding region runs from base 1 to 960 and encodes 319 amino acids. Lineage: Eukaryota; Fungi; Ascomycota; Eurotiomycetes; Eurotiales; Aspergillaceae.